AUGGCGCCGGCCACCACUACCAGCAGCUCGUCUCUCCGUGGUUGGAUGUAUGAGGAGAGAAUGUCGGCUUCCAUGUUAGAAAAAUGGGCCACAUUUUAUGAUUUCGCGGUAGCUGAUAUGAAGAGUAAGGGCAAUGUGAAGAUGUGUUGUCCAUGUGACAGAUGUCGUAACACAGUGAUGCACCUGCUAGUGGAUGUUGAGAUGCACGUAAUGGCAAAUGGAUUCGUAGAAGGUUAUUUUUGCUGGACUUCUCACGGUGAGGUUGCGGUAGAAGUGGAUAGUGGCUUUGAAGAAGAACACAUAGAGUUCGACCAAAGUGGUGAAGAAUAUCGUGGUGACGACGCCAUGGAUGAAGAAACACCGGUCGAUGAAGCUCCGCGUGGUCGGAUGGGUGAAAUGCUAGAUGACGUGCACUUACAGAAUCAACUGAAGGACCCCGACAAUGCCACAGAUGAGAAGAAGUUCCAGAAGCUAGUCGAGGACGCAAACACACCAGUGUAUGACAAUGCCGGCAUCAACAAUAAUGUCCUAGAAGUGACACUUGAACUUCUUAGGAUAAAGGCAAAAUCUGGGCUUUCUGACAAGGGCUUCACGGAGAUGUUGAGUUACCUUGCUACAGUCUUUCCAGAGAGCAACAAAUUGCCUAAGAGCACAUACGAGGCGAAGAAGAUUACCUGCCCGCUUGGAUUAGACGUUGUGAAAUAUCAUGCAUGUCCACUGGACUGCAUUGUAUACACGGGACCGCACAAAAACAAGGACAAAUGCCCAAUAUGUGGUACUUCACGGUACAAGAAGAAAGAUGGCAAUCACGACGAAGUCGAUGAGGAAGAAGUGAGUAAAGGUCGGCCGGCGAAGAUCGUCUGGUAUCUUCCGAUGGGUAGUCGGUUUGAGCGUUGGUUUCAGAACUUGAAGGGUGCGGUGAGACUGGUCUAUCAUGAUCCGAGUGAGAAGAUGUACGAUCCAGAUGGAGAGUAA
Molecule: messenger RNA, 975 nt
Organism: Brachypodium distachyon (stiff brome)
Lineage: Eukaryota; Viridiplantae; Streptophyta; Magnoliopsida; Poales; Poaceae
Exons: 2
Coding region: 1-975 (324 amino acids)
Source: RefSeq, a predicted model, not a curated record